Messenger RNA from Siniperca chuatsi (mandarin fish), 3299 nucleotides. RefSeq names its product myosin tail region-interacting protein MTI1-like. The coding region runs from base 40 to 1185 and encodes 381 amino acids. Gene Ontology annotation, biological process: homophilic cell-cell adhesion; axon guidance; dendrite self-avoidance. Gene Ontology annotation, molecular function: cell-cell adhesion mediator activity. The record is from RefSeq and is a predicted model, not a curated record. Lineage: Eukaryota; Metazoa; Chordata; Actinopteri; Centrarchiformes; Sinipercidae. The transcript is spliced from 8 exons. Gene Ontology annotation, cellular component: plasma membrane; axon.
GCUCAUCGACCACAAAAAGACCAAAAAAUAAAGGUGAGAAUGUGGGGUUUACACGUCCAGGCAGCUGAGUUCCUUUUCUCAGCUCAGAAUAAAACAGUGUUUGUCUGCUCAGUCAUUUCAGUCUGUAUGAGGACGAGGAUGAAGAUCUACAGCUGCCUGUUAGCCUUUGUUCUGGGCUGUAAUGUCACUGCAGAAAUAAUCCAUGAAGUAUUUGAGGAGAAGGCCUCCAUCUCUCUGCGAUGUCCUCACUCUGUGGAGGGUAAAGUGACGUGGAGCAGAGAGAUUAAUGGAAACAAAGUUGACAUAUUUACAGUUGAUGGUGACAGGGAGAUGAGACACAAUGACCCAGGCAGACGAUACGGUUCAGAGGCAGAUAAGACACUUCACAUUCGCAGAGUUACCGUCUCAGACACUGGAAGAUACUUCUGUAAUAAUGAACCGGCUGUGGAGCUGACGGUGAUCCCAUCAGGGACAGUCAGACUCACUGCUACAGAGAGGACCAGCGUCACUCUGAAAUGCCCUCCUGAUGUUGGAGGAUCAGAUGUUCCAACAUGGAGCAGAGACACUGGUGAAAUACAACAACAAAGAAGGUUUUAUGUUUCACCAGUUGACAAGACGUUGACUAUAGCAGACGUGCAGCCUGGUGACUCUGGACUUUACUACUGUGAUGGAAAACCAGCUGUGUAUCUGAAUGUGACCAAAGGUAACAAGGCCAUAGCAACCUCAAAACUAACAACUCCAAAUACGCCUUCAGCAAGACAAACAGAAGCAAGAACAACAUCGACGGCAGCAGCACCUCCUCCAGCAGCAAUAUCUGUAUCAUUAACACCGACUCCGGCAAACACUGAUACAACUACAACAAAGAAACAAAGUCACAACAAGAAACCUGGGGGAAAAAACGACAAGGACAAGAAACCACCUCUUGGUUUGGUGUUUGGAAUAGUUGUCCCCUUCCUCAUCCUUCUCCUCAUCAUCAUCUACUUUACUUGGAGAUGCAGGUUUAAAAAACAAGGAUGUGAAGAAAGGUACCCUGUCUAUGAUGAGAUAGAGGAUGGAUUAGAGUUUCAGCCUACAAAGGGUAUAGAUGCAUACUACAUGCCAGAUGUUUCAGAUGGAUCAAAUGAAAAUGAGCCGACGUAUUCCACCAUCCCUGAUCUUGUCACCAGUGGAAAAGAAGACUGGUAAAGCCUGAGCUCCCUACUGAGCUCUCACCAACAUUUACACUCACACAUUUUAAGGUUGAACCAAAUAUUCUGGUGAUAUAUUUCUGGAUACAUACUAUUUAUAUUCAUUAUAUUUAAUUUCUUUCCACGGACACAUUUCUACCUAAUGAGUCCCCAUAUUCCUUGAUUGACACCACUUUACUUGAGGGGGCACAAAAAAAAGAAACUAAUAGGUGCUGUUUAGCACAUUAUUCAGAAAUAAUCAAGAACUAUGCAUUACGUAAGGACCAUUAUAAGGAUUCACAAAUACCCAUGAACAAUUAAUAACAUAUUAGUUCAUUAACACAAUAUCCAGCCCUGUCUCCUAGAAAUUACAACUAAUUUGCAACAGCAAAUACAUUUUGAGGGAAAUGUAAUGCCGACCGAAUUACAUUUUCUAUUGAAUUCUAUUGAAGAAAUGUUGUUAAUUAACAUACCUGCCAAGUCGCAAAAAUGUUGAUACUAAAGUAUCAGCAAAACCUUCACUGACAACAUAACCUUUUAGUUUAUUUUCUGCCAAAAUAAUAGGCUACAAUAUCCACUCAUAGUGACUACAGCAUUUAUCAUUUUUUUCAUGGUUAUGUUAUUGCGACCAGUUCUCACUCCCAAGUCGUCAAAUACUGAAGCUUGGUCAGUGUCCCUUCUGCUUCAAAAUAUGACACUGUAGGUAACCCUCCAGCGUCAUUUCUGGAUGCGCCUGUCUUCAAAUUCAGGUGAUGUCGUUUACAGAGCGCAGAAGUCUGCAUAUGGAGGUGGUGGGGCGGUGUCAUGGAUGUAUUAUAAGAACUGGAUACCGGACCCCAAAAUGGCAACGACGUUGCGCAUUUAUUAUUGCUAACUUGACCGGACGUAGCAUAUUUAUUGUUGCUAACUUGACCGCAGAGCCCUGCGAGUCCAGAAAUGAUGCUAGAGGGGUACCUACAGCGUCACAUUUUGAAGAGGUGGGCCGCUGACCAAGUGGCAGUAUUUGACGAGUUAGUUAGUAAUCAAAAUCACAGUCUUUCCCUAAACUUAACCACAGUGCAUUGUUGGCUAAUUUAACCAUAGGAGUCUAGACGUGAACCCUGGAUUCUGGUGUGGCAGUCCUGCACUUUGUACACCCACCGUCCACCCCAACCACCUCCAGUGCAGUACAUAACUGUACUGUUUCUUUCACAAAAAGAAACAUUGUCUCUGAAUAUAAUCCAGGCAGCGAUUACGUUGUCAUCACAAUGUAAUUAGAAAAACAACUUAGUAAUAUACAAAUGUAAUUUCUAGAAGACAGGGCCGCAGAAUUGUCGUUUCUCUAUUAAGUAAUCAUUAGCUACUCUAUAAAAUUUGAUUAGGAGUUACUCAAGAACUGCCCGUUAACUAAUGGUUUACUAGCAGUUAUUUCCUCAUUCGUUCCUCAUUUGUUCCCUGGUAGCUCCUCAAAAUGUUUUGUACCUUUAUUGUAAAGUGUUACCAGUAACUUUAAUUAUUGGCUCCUCAUUAAGGCCGGUAUGUUAUUAAAUGUGAACUCAUUAAAUACUUGCGCACUGUAAGUUUAUUUAUAGAAAUAUAUCAUAUAUACAAAUUUGCCUCUUAGGAAAAAAGCACGUGUCUUAUUACAUGUGAAUUUUAAGACGCUCAUGUCAUUCUCAUAUAUGAAACUUUGGUUCACAUAGGAAAUCACAACAUAAUGGUAACAUGUAAAACUAGCUUUUUCACAUGUGGAAAAUUACAUUUUACAUGAAUUUUUUUUAUCUUACAAGUGUGCCUUAAAGCUCCAUGAAAUGUACCUUUGGAACGUGUAUUAUAUGUCUUAUAUUUUGAUUAACAAUAAUAAAUAAGAAAAACUAAACAUUAUGUUUUAUGUAAAUAGUAGCUACGUUAUUUUACCUAAACCACAUCAUUUCCUUACACAGGCCAAUAAUAGAUGAAUUUGUGACAUUACAAUACAUCUGUGUCACAAUACAUAUAUAUAUACAUAUACAUUAUACAUAAUAUAAUCUGUGGUUUGUAGAUUCUGACCUGUUUUUUUUAUUAUAAAUAAAUAGAAAACCUUCUCAUGCCUUGUUUCUUUGUUUGAGUUUAAAUCUUUUUGUAAAUGUAUUUGUCAUGAUUUAUUUUAUUAAA